CAGCUAAUCAGCGUACUCCCUCGAAUUCCUGGGUCAUAAUUGCGAUACGGUUCUAACCUCGUCGUCUAUUAAGUAUGGUGUCCGCCGUGGCGAGUAUUGACUACAAGUGUUAGACGUAUCGUUUGAAAUGCUGUCGAGAUUGGCCCUUCGCAAUGCCCAGUUGCUGCCUAUGGCAGUAUGUGGAGCACAAAGCACAUCUACAACAGCAGCAUCUCCUGAACGACCCAAGCGGCCAAUAUAUCCAGCUCCUGUUAGACAUGGAUUUAUACCUGAAGGAUGGUUUCAAGCCUUCUAUCCAAAAACUGGUGCAUCUGGACCAUAUAUAUUUGCCAUAAGUGUGAGCACUUAUUUAGUCUCCAAAGAAAUUUAUGUCAUGGAGCAUGAAUAUUAUAAUGGUAUAGCUAUGCUAAUAAUAUGCAUAGGAGCUACGAAAAUGUUUGGCCCUAAGUUGGCUCAGUAUUUGGACAAAGAAAUAGACAAACUUGAGGAUACGCUUGAAGGAGGUAGAACCUCUGAAAUAAACACUCAUAAAGAAAUUAUUGAACAUAUGAAACAACAACAGUACAACGUAGAAGGACAAAAAAUGAUAAUGGACAUUAAGAAAGAGAACAUCAAGAUACAGCUGGAAGGAACUUACAGAGAGCGUAUGAUGAAAGUCUACCAAGAGGUGAAGAAGCGUUUGGACUACCAACUACAGAUACAAAAUCUUGAACGCCAAAUUGCACAGAAACACAUGGUCCAAUGGAUCAUAGAUGGAGUAUUGAAAGCCAUCACUCCUGAUCAGGAGAAAGCAACUCUUCAGCAAUGUAUCAAAGAUCUUGAAGUUCUCGCUGCAAAGCCAUAAAAUAUCUAAACAGUGCUACGUUAGAUAAAAUAGAAAUCUGAGGACGCGAAGAGAGAAACAGCGUCGUAAACGCUGUACACUUCGUGUAUUCUGUUAAGUACUCCUUUCUGAUAUGUGAAGUCAUAGACAUUGUAAACAAAUGCAAGAAUACAGUAUAAAUCAUAAUCCUUGUUAUAUCAUCAUAAGAAAUUAAACGUUUUAUCAAGCAUCAAAAA
Odontomachus brunneus is the source of this 1059-nucleotide messenger RNA. RefSeq names its product ATP synthase subunit b, mitochondrial (gene ATPsynB). Bases 128 to 844 code for a protein of 238 amino acids. Gene Ontology annotation, biological process: proton motive force-driven ATP synthesis. NCBI's taxonomy places the organism in Eukaryota, Metazoa, Arthropoda, Insecta, Hymenoptera, Formicidae. Gene Ontology annotation, molecular function: proton transmembrane transporter activity. The transcript is spliced from 4 exons. The record is from RefSeq and is a predicted model, not a curated record.